AUGUCCUUCCAGCGUCUCGUUUGUGAGAUCGCACAGGACUUCAAGACUGAUCCUCGGUUCCAUAGUUCCGCAGUCUCGGUCUUGCAGGAGGCUAGUGAGGCCUCUCUGGUCGGUUUAUUUGAGGAUACAAACCUGUGCGCCAUUUACACGAAACGUGUGACGAUCAUGCAGAAGGGCGUUCAGCAAACUCGCCCCAUUCGUGGUGAGAGGGCUUAA
This is a messenger RNA of Mesocestoides corti, 216 nucleotides long. The record is from the annotation of a GenBank genome assembly. Lineage: Eukaryota; Metazoa; Platyhelminthes; Cestoda; Cyclophyllidea; Mesocestoididae.